Molecule: messenger RNA, 2274 nt
Organism: Apiotrichum porosum
Lineage: Eukaryota; Fungi; Basidiomycota; Tremellomycetes; Trichosporonales; Trichosporonaceae
Exons: 7
Coding region: 1-2274 (757 amino acids)
Cellular component (GO): nucleus; cytoplasm
Molecular function (GO): protein binding
Source: RefSeq, a predicted model, not a curated record
AUGUUCGUCCUCAAGUCUCUCUUUGGCCAGAUGUGGGGCAACCCCGCCAACCCCGAGCUCAUCCAGAUCCCGGCUGGCCAGCUCUACCUCGUCCGCCCUGACAGCAUCAAGGGUUCGCGCGAGUGCAUUUUUAAAGACGCCGUCGCUACUAUCCGACGCACGGGCGUCGAGUUUCAGUACCAGCUGGUCGUGACCCGCGCGUACGAAGAGGGCGAGGAGCAGCUUCUCGAGGAGGACGCCGAGACCGACGACGAGCGCGUAUUCCUCAUCGACCAGGCGCUUGGAUUCCGUUUUGGUUCGCUCGACGGUGACGCGACUUGCGCUUGGCGCGAUCUCAGCGGCGAUGAGGGGGAUCUGUGGGAGUUUGUCUGCAACAAGUCUGUCGGCAAGGCCACCAGCAAGCUGUUUGAGGUGACUCUCCUGCAGUGUGUGUACGAGCGCAAGUUUCAGCGUUCGCACGAGCACGCCACCGAGGAGGACCUCGAGGCGCUCCAAUACGCCGAAGACGCUCCGGCUCCCGCUGCCGACGGUGCGACUGCGACCGUAGCUGUCGUCGACCCAAAGGAGCCCGUUCAGCAGAAGGAGGCCGAGGACCCGUUCCAGGACGUUCCUGUGCUGCAGCGCACCAAGGGCGAGCUCUACCUGUUCGACACCGAGACGGACGUGUUUGUGAUCCAAGAGAAGGAUGUCGAUGUGGACAUGGCGUCCAACGGCGUGUUUGACAUUUGGAUCAUUGUCCGCAAGGACAACACCCCGUUCAUCUCGAUCCCCAUCGACUCGGAGAUGAACCCACGCUUUGACACGGCGAACGCUGCGUUCAUGUUCACCUUCCGCGAGACCGAGGGUCUGCCUGGCAUGACUUGGUGCCUGCGUCUCAACCCGGCAGAGUUUGCCGAGUGGAAGGACAAGUUUACCAUUUACAUGUGGGAGAACAAGAACCAGACCAGCUAUGCCAAGGCCCAGGCGGUCGAGCAGCGCUACAUCCAGGACGCGUACGGCGACAUUGAGAUGGGCGAGGAGGACGAUCGUGAGGCCGAGCUCGCUGCCCAGGAGGAGGAGGAAGAGGAGGAGGAGCAGUACGAGUCGGCCGAGGGCGAAGACGAGGAGGAGGAGGAGAGCGACUCUGAGGAGUUUGCCAAGGGAUCCAAGAACGAGCAGCUCGCUGUCGGAUACAAGAACGACAUGUCGUUUGUCACUCGUGGCAACAUGAUUGGCGUGUUUGCGCACGACCGUGACAAGGUCAAGUUCCGCACCGCCAUUGACCGCGUCAAGGACAUGGACGGCAAGAGCUUUAACCCCAAGAAGAUUAUGCUGCACAACCAGGACGCCGACAUGCUCCUCCUCGACCCUGGACACUCAAACUCUCUCUUCCGCAUGGACCUCGAGUACGGAAAGAUUGUGGACGAGUGGAAGGUCUCGGACUCUGUGAACGUGGACAAUAUUAUUCCCGACUCAAAGUACGCCCAGAUGAACCCCCAACAGACCCUUAUCGGUCACUCGCACAACGGUAUCUUCCGUAUCGACCCUCGUGUUGCUGGUAACAAGCUCGUCGACAGCCAGUUCAAGCAGUACGCCUCCAAGAACGACUUCUCCGCUGCCGCUACCACCGAGUCGGGCAAGCUGGCCGUCGCAAGCAACAAGGGUGACAUUCGCCUGUUUGACGCCAUUGGCAAGAAUGCCAAGACGGCGCUGCCAGCGCUCGGUGACCCCAUUAUCGGUGUCGACGUCUCCGCAGACGGCAAGUGGGUCGUUGCUACUUGCAAGACGUACCUGCUUCUCAUCAGCACCCUCAUUGGCGACGGACGGUACAAGGGCUCGCUCGGCUUUGACCGCAGCUUCCCUGCCGACGCAAAGCCGAUCCCCAGGCGCCUCCAGCUCAAGCCCGAGCACCUGGCCUACAUGGAGGACCCCGUGUCUUUCACCCCAGCUCGCUUCAACACGGGCAUGAACGAGGCCGAAAAGACCAUUGUGACGUCGACGGGCAAGUAUGUUAUCACGUGGAACUUCCGUCGUCUCAAGCAGGGGCGCACCGACGACUACCAGAUCAAGAAGUACGACUCGCGCGUUGUUGCCGACAACUUCAAGUUUGGCGCCGACAAGAACAUCAUCGUCGCGCUCGAGCACAAUGUCCUCAUGGCCAACAAGAAGGAGCUUGCCCGCCCGACCCGCGAUUCAUUGGCGCCACGAGCCUCGCUGUCUACCCCUAAGAAGGGAACGCGCGUUUCCCAACUGGGAGGUGAUUCGCACAGCGCGAUUGUCAACAGUCCGUACUAG